Alligator mississippiensis (American alligator) is the source of this 7099-nucleotide messenger RNA. RefSeq names its product opsin-5-like. Gene Ontology annotation, biological process: G protein-coupled receptor signaling pathway; visual perception. Gene Ontology annotation, cellular component: membrane. Gene Ontology annotation, molecular function: G protein-coupled receptor activity. The coding region runs from base 84 to 1379 and encodes 431 amino acids. The transcript has 6 exons. Lineage: Eukaryota; Metazoa; Chordata; Crocodylia; Alligatoridae. The record is from RefSeq and is a predicted model, not a curated record.
UGGGCGCCGCGGGGCCGGGCGCGACUUGGCGGCUGCGGAGCACGGGGCGGCCCGGCUGAGGGCGCGGAGGGCGCGCGGGAAAGAUGGGAAAUGCCUCCAACUCCUCAGCAUUCAUUUCCACCUUAACAGAGCAAGAAGACCUCAUUUUUGGAACCCUUUAUUCACUCUUUGGCAUCAUCUCUCUCUUUGGGAACUCCCUGCUCCUGCUGGUGGCCUAUCGGAAGAGAUCCAUGCUGAAGCCUGCCGAAUUCUUCAUCGUGAAUCUGGCCGUCAGUGACCUGGGCAUGACACUGACGCUCUUCCCUCUGGCCACCCCCUCCUUCUUUGCACACAGGUGGCUGUUUGACCAUGCAAUGUGCACAUUUUAUGCCUUCUGUGGAGUGUUCUUUGGCCUGUGCAGUCUAACCAGUCUCACAGUGCUAAGCACAGUUUGCUGCCUGAAGGUCUGUUACCCAACAUAUGGCAAUAAAUUCUCUCCCACCCAUGCUGGCAUCCUGUUACUGUGCAUCUGGGCCUAUGCACUUGCCUUUGCUAUAGCACCGUUAGCUGACUGGGGCAGUUAUGGACCAGAGCCCUAUGGAACAGCCUGCUGCAUUACGUGGAAAGCUUCAACCAGAGAGGCAAUGGUCUAUGUCGUGGCUCUCUUCAUCUUCUGUUACAUCAUCCCCUGUCUCCUGAUUGUCAUCUCCUACUCACUCAUCCUUUGGACUGUGAAAGUGUCCAGAAGAGCAGUGAAGCAACAUAUGUCUGCACAGAGCAAAAACAACAGUGUGCACAGUCUGAUUGUAAAGCUAAGCAUUGCUGUAUGCACUGGAUUCCUGACUGCCUGGACCCCUUAUGCCAUCGUUGCCAUGUGGGCAGCCUUCGGAGAUGCCAGCCAGGUCCCGGUUCUUGCCUUUGUGAUCUGUGCUGUGUUUGCCAAGUCCUCCACACUCUACAACCCUCUGGUGUAUCUGCUCUUCAAACCUAACUUCCAGAAAUUUCUCUCCAAAGACCUGUCGCUGCUGCAGGCCAUCCGCGCUAUCCUCUGCUGCAGCCGCCAAAGCAUCGUCACACUCCAGUCCUUCCCCACCAGAGAAGGCAGGACAUCCGUCCGGUUCUCCACAGCCUUCGCCGACCGCCAAGGGCCCUGCAGGAACUGCAGUGACACCUUUGAAUGUUUCCGUAACUACCCCAGGUGCUACCAAUUCACCCAGAGCCCCAAUGCCAUGCCCAGACACCAUCCUCUGAGCUUCCUGACAGAUGGGGGUACUUGCCAGCCAGCUCUGAAAAGGACCAUGCAGGUCAUGGUUCUGGUUACAAGGAAGAAGUCAGGCAUGGGGACAAUGAAUGUAGCAGGAGAAGUCCUGCCUUCAGAUAUUGUGAAAGAUCUUCUCUGAGCAUUCAGAGAGCCCUACAGCUCCUGGGCUUGGCUAGGUCUCCAGGCACUAGCCAUCUGGGAACAGUUCAGGAAUCUCUAUUGUGUUCAUCUGAUGGGUCUCAAAGCAUGUUUUGCAGAUGAGGUGAUACAGCAAACUCGAAAGCAGCCUUACCUCGCCUUCCAUUUUUGCUGUUGCAACUUGUGCUCACAACUUGCACUAGUAAAAAUGGAUGCCAGUGUCUGAAGAAUCUGGCCCUGGUAGAAUUACAUGCUGCAUUUUCCAAGAAAUAUGCUCUCAGGGCACUAGAUUCCCUCCACCCCAUAUUAUGGUGCUUUUACGACCAAGCCUGACCUUGGUUCUCUUGAGAAGCAUUGUCCAGCACAAAGGUCUAGGAGCUAGGAAGUCUUGAACUAUGAUCCUAGCUCCAACACUGACGCCUGUAGCCUUAGGCAAGUCAGUUUUCCCAUCUGUAAAUGGGAAAUAACACCACUUACCUACCUCACUGAGGGUUGUAAGAUUAACAAGUCUGUGUUGGUGAAGGGUUAUAAAUCUGAAAAGCCCUAAGCAUUAUAGAUCUCUCAAGAGACGCUACCCUGCACUUAGCUGUAUUACCCCAUUCCCUCAGUGCUACUGCAAAUAACCACCACUCUAUAAUAUAGAACAGAGGCCUGUCCUUAGAAGCAGGAUUUGGAUCUAAAAUAAUCUCAGUGCAAGGUUCCAGGUGCUGCUCCCUUGGAGCAGUGACCAUGGCUCCACAGCAUCCUUUUUUGGUGGGUUUAUAGUGACAAAAACAUCUGGGGUGUAUUUGUCAACUGAGCUUUUAGUUUUCAUUUAAAGAAUACUGUGUGGGCAGCACAUCCCUAGGGGAAGCAACUGGGCUGGGGAGAGCAAAAAAGUCAUUAAAAACCCUGCUCCUAAGCUUAGUAAAAUCAAUGGAAAGAUUUUCCCUCAAUUCUCCAUCCCUAUUUCUAACUAGAUGCAGGGCCCUGUCAUAGGGCGAUAUAUUAGGCAGAAGGCAAUGGAAGCCAGGGGGGUAUUGGCCAAUGCAUUCAGCCUGGUCACCCUGCACUGUCCUAUUGUUUUCUGUUCCCAAAACUCCACUUUCUCUGGAAGAUGAGGAUGGGCAUCAGAGGCACAAAGAGACACUACAAAUUUAUAACAACUCUAAAAAGCCCCGGAAGGCAAACAAUUUGCUAUAAUAUCUGGAUAUAUACAGUAGGGCUGUGCGAUAUCUGUUCCAUUUCAACUUGAGUUUCAAGGUUUGAAUGGAACAGCAUUCUGUUUCAAAUUUCAUUUCGAGUUGAAACGGUUGUUCUGUUUCGCUUCAUUGAAACGGUGAGGCUGUUUCGACGCUGUUUCGAUGUUUCGUCUGACCAUCGCACUAGGGAAAGGAACUCAGCCCAGCUGGGCUGAGUUCCCAUCCCCCAUGCUAGAUCGGGCUGGGGAUGGGAAGCUAGGCCAUUUGGGCUGACUUCCCAUCCCCAGCCUGAUCAUAGCGCUUGGGAGGGGAACUGAGCCCAGACUCAGUUCCCUUCCCCUGUGCUGUGAUCGACUUCCUGCAGCCCGGCGGCAGAAGAUGGGGACAGCCAGGGCUGUGCUCCCGGCUGCUGCUGGGAGUGCAGCCCUGGUUCUCCCAUCUCCCACCACCUCGCUGCUGGCUUCAAAACUCGAAACGUUUAGAAAGUUUCAAAACAUUUCAACUAGCCUCAUUUUAUUUCAAGGCUGUUUUGAAGCCCUUUGUUUCGAUUCGAUUUCACUGUUUUGAGCUCAAAAUGAGUCAAAACAGUGUUGAUUCAAAACAGCCGGCGAAAUUCUGCACAGCCCUAAUGUACAGGACCUCCUAAACAAAAUGCACACCAAGGCAGAGAAAAAAAAUCCUGCCCCUUUGAGGAAAUUCACAAUAAAAAAUGAAACUCUGCACGUACCAUUCUGGCAGUGCCAUGUCCAAGAAAAUCCAGACUAGAGAAGAGUGAAGAGCUAGAAGACAAUCAAUGCCCCACUGGCAACUGGAGUUACAUAUCCCACCACAUAAAAUAAACCAUACAAAGGAAAUGCCCCAGGAUGCACAGGAGCAACAUGUUGGACACUAGAUGCAGUGUGAUAGGAUACGGAAAACAUUUUUAAGACCCCAUAGAGACAUACUGGUUCCCAAGAAGGCUAAACAAAUGAGCAAGAGAGAACAAUACACGCUGGAGCUGCACCAGACCAUGAGGGGACUACACACACACAUUCUGGCUGCACUGAAAGCAAUACUUUUUGGAAGAUCCCCCCCUCGAUACUGGAAGAUAGACAACAAAUAUACUCUGUUUAGGAGACAGAGAAAGGAAGAAUGGAAAAAGAUACAAUAUGUUUAACAGGUAAGGGCCAGAUUUGAUACCCGGCUCACACUGAAUAGUAACAGCAUAGCCACUCGUUUUAGCAGGGCUUUGCAUGGCAUAAGGUUCUACUUAAUGUGAGCGAGAGGGGGCAAGAUUUGGCCCCGGUAAACAAAUUGUCACAUCUACUGGAGUGCCAGAGCAUCUCUGAUGUGACGAGAAUUGCUCACAGUAUCUGCACUGAUAUGCAGGCAAUCAUAUGCCUAAGAAACCCCCAUGAAAUAUGGAAGCUGCUUCUAGAAUCAUUAACCAAGUGCAAUUAAAUGAGAUUAAAACAUUCUCUCCCCUCUCAUGCCUUUUAACAUAGAGCACAGUACUGGGAGUCCCCUUUGCAGCUUCUAUUUCCAGCCCUUGCAUCAUCUUGGGAGAGUCACAAAACUGCGCUGUGCCAGAGUUUCUUUAUUUGUAGGGCAGCGAUGGAUGCAAUCACUGUUUCUGAAGCUGUUUUAGAUGCUCAGAUGUCAGCGUGAAGCCAGUCUCAAGGUCAGGGAGCUGCGCUGCUCAGAAUCCAGCCCCCUUUGCUUUCACACUGUGUUUAUCCACAAUGGAAAUCACGAUGGGAGGAACAACACAGCUCCUUUCCUCACAGAUUUCACGCUGCUUUGCAAUCAGUCAGUCUUUAAGUGAGUCUCAGCACACCCUGUGAGGUCAGCGAGGAUUGUGACACCCAUCCACAGAUGUGCAGAGAGGUGAGGGGACAGGCUUAACGUCAUGGAGAGAGCAGUAGAAGAGAGAGUAAUAAACCCCAGUUCCCUGGAGCAGAGUUGGAGCAUGUUUUUCCCCGUUAUAGGUAAUGAGAUAAGCAUAACAGUAGUUUUCCACAUCCAUGUUUCAAUAUCUUUCAUAAACUACACGGCUCCGCAGUCUGUUCAGCAGCAUGGCGGAGGGAGGGGCGUUCAACCACUGAAGCGCUUAACCAGAAUGGUAAACUAUUUUCUCUCUUGAGCUACUGGAAAAGAGCAUCUCAUAUAGACAGUGCCACUGUGUUAGCAUAUUGCUCUGUAUUCCUUCCACAGUGCACAAUAAAUGACUUGUCUUCUGUAUUCUGCAAUCAGAUUCUUAUCUUGUUCUUCUGGAUUCGACUCUCCACAUACAGAUAUUACUAUUCUUAGUAGGCACUUUGUGAGCAGUGAAAUAUUGUUGUCUUUACUUAAAACUCAUAUAGCAGUAUCUUCUACUCAAAGAGCACAAAGCACUUUAAAAUUAUUUAAUUUGCUGAGACUCCCUUAAGAAAGAACAGUAUUCUCCCCAAUUUACAGACAACUGAGGCACAAGAAGCAGAAGUGACUCAUCCAAGAUCACACAGCAGGGCUGGGAAUACAAGUCCGGCCGCCCAAUUCCAUGCUCUGUGCAUUGACCAUAUUUCUGUUCAAGUUCAAAAUACUGAUCCAAAGGUGCCUUAAAUCUCUAAGGCUAAGAAUGGCCAUGGGAUCGAAGAGGAAACCACGUCAAACAUCCCCACUGAGAGGGAAUUACUUUGUGUGUGGAAAACAGGAAGGAGGCAAUGUUAACAUAAAAUACCAUCCAGAAGUGUCUUUAAUUUCAUAUUGGAUGUGGGUCUCGCACAAGAGAAAUCUGUGGGUGCAAAAUUUCCACUAAAUAAUCUCACCCACUUCAACAGUGCUUCUUGCAUCAGUGCAAUAUCAUCCCAAGGAAAGCAACAUCCAAAGGCGGCAAGAUGAAGAGACCUCUGGAAAUAGCUGGUUAAAUGAAAACUGGUAUCAGAAAUUCAGCUGUGAAAGUUACACCUGUUGAUCUAGAUGGCUGCAGAGGGUAACCUCUGAUCCUCCCAUGCCUAGGAGAGAAAAGGGGGUUCAGGCGACUGCCCUGCCCCUGACUGAGCUGCAAUCAGUUUGUUUUUCCUCACCCCACCAAGCAGAUCGUCAUGAUCUGCAACGGCCUCCAGGGCCCAAACAUCUUCACGUCUUCUGUGAGUUCUUCACUUGUCAUUUCAAUCCUUGACAGAACUGACACACCUUCCCGCCCCCUUUUCAAUGAAUAUAGAACAAGGCACUAUGCAAAUGCACAAGCGACUUAUACAGAAAAAUCCAGAGCGAUAACACUUUAGAUGUGUCAACCAGAUACUGUACAAGCUGUAAACAUUCCCAGAAGGGACAGAGGGCUGGAGCCAAGAAGAACAGAUAAUGUGCAAGGGAAUAGGAUCACAGGGGGGAUGGAUAGAAGACACCUACUCCUCAUCACCUAGGGUAGCACCUUGGCCCUACUGAAACAAAUAGCAGAACUCCCAUUACUUUGAUGGGGUUGGGAUUUUGACCCCAUACCUCCCACUCUAAAACCCAUAAACAACAGUUCCCUACUGUGUAUCUUCUAGAGGCUGUGUCUCCUCGAGGCUUGAAGAGGAUGACAUAGGCAGGCACUAUUUGAGAGUCAGGGUGUUAGCCCCAGUGGUGUGGCCCCAUUCCAGCUUGGGUCAUUAUAUUCUUCGUACCUUUAUUCCCUUGGCAACUCCCAGUAAAUAUAGUACCCUUCAUGUCCUUUCCUUAGACUAUUGUGUAGUGUUGCUAUGGAUUGUUGAAGAGUUGCUGCACUUUAACCCAGAGGUGACUGCACUUCUGCGGCAGGCAAAAUGACGACUGUAUAUCCAGUCAAUCUAGUCAGCAAGGCUUGUAAAAGCACUUUGGGAUCCAGCUAGACUGAAGGUGCUUUCUACAUGUAUGAUCAUUAUCAGCUACUGCUGCGUAAAUAUAACUAGCAUGUGAUAGCAUGACUGUCAUGUAAAAGGUAGCUCAUGCUUUUGUCCGUUAGUGGUCUCUACUUAGCCACUUCUAGCAAUUUCCCCAUGAUGUGAGUGGGUCUAUGAGCCGGAACGGGUCUCAGAUUUUCAGAACUGGCUGCACUGUUAUACCCCAGACACUGUGAUAUCAUGUAUGUGCACAGGAUGUGUAUGUGCAAAUGAUCAGUUAGAGAACAGGAUUUAUGCACUGUGGAACAGCAAUAACUGAAGUCAAGUUAGGUGCAAAAUUUUUGGAAGUCUGGGCUUUGUUUUCUAACUUAUUCUAUGCAAAAAUAAAAAAACCUUGCAAUAUUUGCAAAAGCUGCAAAAACAAAAUCAGAGCAGCAAGUGAAAGAAACAAAACCAACAAAACAAAGAGAACAAGUUUCAAAUGUUUGCAAACAUUUAUAAGUGUUAGACACUUUGACCAGUCAAGACUGAAAAUCCCAUUCAAGCCAGGUCAAGACAUAGUCACCAAUUUCCACACAAAUAUGUAGGGCUACCACUGUGAAUGCCCACACUACAAUCGUACCCCUGGCACAUGAGGAAAUAAAUACUCUACUUCUCUGUUAAAUAUUCAUUGUCUUGCAGAAAUUGUACAUUUUUAAAAUAAAUUUGCUCAUGAAAAA